Oppiella nova is the source of this 513-nucleotide messenger RNA. NCBI's taxonomy places the organism in Eukaryota, Metazoa, Arthropoda, Arachnida, Sarcoptiformes, Oppiidae. The record is from the annotation of a GenBank genome assembly.
AUGUCUACAGGUCCGGCCAUUGGCAUUUAUUUAGACACUGAUGUCUAUGUUAUCAGACCAUUGGACGUGUUUCUGAAGUAUGAGAUGACUCUGGACUUUGAGAUAUACAGAGACCCUCCGGCGGUGUCUAACAUGAUUCAGAUCACCUACAGAAAUGCCAGGUUUUUGAGGCAUUGGAUCGAUGGGUACCGACAAUACAAACCCAAUGUAUGGUUUUAUAACGGCGGAGAAUUGCCAAACAUGUUUAUCAGCAAAACACCGCAAAUCAUACACAGACUUAAAGGUGAGUUUUGUCCCGAAAGUCAUCAAAUUUGUCACAAACUGUUCACUACUUAUGACGAGAGUUGGCGGACAGACUACUACGCCCUCCACACCUUUUUGCGAAACAAUCAUUUCUACCACAUCUGGUGUGUUGACAACAUCGACAUUCAGAUCUAUACCUUUGAUGAGAUCAUUGUGUCUAAAAUGAGCACAACAUUUGCUGAUAUGUGUCGAUUUGUAAAUUUCCCAUAA